Messenger RNA from Lactuca sativa (garden lettuce), 798 nucleotides. RefSeq lists its product as uncharacterized. The record is from RefSeq and is a predicted model, not a curated record. Lineage: Eukaryota; Viridiplantae; Streptophyta; Magnoliopsida; Asterales; Asteraceae.
AUGGUGAUUGAUACUGAAGAAGAGGCCAUCUCUGAGUUCCUAGAAGCACUAGAGGUGGAACCAAAGCCAUUCGGAUCAAAGCCAAAGAAGUCAAAGAUUCAAAUCAAAAAUGUUGCUGAAGUACCAGACUCACGACGUGAGCCCGAUAUGCUCACGUCGUGGGCUAAGUCUGAACAGAAAUUUUUUGUAAAUGUUCUGCCUUAUAAACCGCCUUUACCAUUCCCGUAUCGAGCUAAUCUCAACCCACUAGAAAGGGAACAUCUGGAGUUUAUCAAGCAAGUAAAGGAAUGUGCUAAGUUCCUUCAAAACCUUAUAGACACUCAUCAGCAAUUAAAGAAGAACUCCAAAGUUAUUCUUAGUGAAAAAAGCUCAAGAGUUGUAUUGGGGGAAAUACCUAAGAAGAUGGGAGAUCCUGGACGCCUCACUCUUCCAUGUGAUUGUGGAAACAGUUUGAAGACUUAUGCUUUAGCCGAUUAUGGGGCUAGCAUAAACUUGAUUCCAUACUCAUUCUAUCAAAAGCUGAAUAUUCAGAAAAUGAAGGCUACAAAGAUGACCAUCCACAUGGCCAAUCGUUCGGUGACGCACCCAAGGGGAAUCGUAGAAGACAUCCUUGUUAAAAUUGGGAAAUUUGUUUUCCUGGUUGACUUUGUGCUUAUGGAUAUGAAGGAGGAUGUAAAUGUCUUAAUCAUUCUUGGUCGCCCUCUACUAAAUACUACUAGGGCUUUAGUAGAUGUUAGUGAAUCCAAGCUCACAUUGAGGGUUGGUAAUGAUGACGAAGAUUUUGGAAUACAAGAUUGA